UAUGAAAAUUGUAGGAUUCACCAAAUUGUGUCUAUUGCAGACACAAUUUAGAAAACAGAACCAUGGCUUUAAGUUUAAAAAUUGGCCACAGGCUUAGCCUGGGCUGGUCUUGCAGGUGGACUAACCAAUGCUGCUUGUUUUUGGAUUUCUCAACUUACCACAACACAUCACGACUAUACAGCCGUGAUUAUCGCAGGCCAGGUUUGCCUCCAGAUAACACCCCUCCAUGGAAGAAAAUAAACUUUAACUUUGAGAAAGGAGUUGCAGGAGUAAAAAAACAUUUUGGUUUACUGAAGAAGGAGAUUGUUGAGAAAUGGACAGGACCUGGUAUGAGGUCUCUUAGGGAGGAGAUCCUGGAGCAGACUAGAGUGAUAUGGGAAUUCAGAAGUUCUCAGGAUUUAGAACAUUGGGUGAUAUCUUCAGAUCAAGAAGUGGGGGGGAAAAGCAAAGUUUUUCUGAAGCUCGGAAAGAACAACCAGACGGCUCUUUUUUAUGGGACCCUUAAUACUGAAGUGCCUCGUGAUGGGGAAACAAGAUACAGUGGAUAUUGCACCAUGAGGUCCAAACUUCCAAUGGGUGCAUUUGAUCGUAAGCUUAAUUACGACUGGUCAAACUUCAACACACUCUAUUUACGAGUUCGUGGUGAUGGGCGCCCUUGGAUGGUGAAUGUCCAGUCAGAGACUUAUUUCAGCCAUCAAAAAGAUGACUUGUACAAUUAUUUUUUGUACACAAGAGGAGGCCCUUAUUGGCAGGAUGUAAAGAUUCCAUUCUCCAAGUUCUUUUUAUCAAGUCGUGGGAGGAUUCAAGACAAUCAACACCAGUUAUUGCUUGAUAAGAUUACUACAGUGGGAUUUACAUUAGGUGAUAAGGCAAAUGGACCUUUUCAGCUGGAAAUUGAUUGCAUUGGAUUGUGUAAUGACCGAGCACAUACAGAAGAGUUUGCCUAUGAGAAAUACAAACGGAAUCCUUAAGACUUUUUUACACAGUGGAAUAAAGACAUUUAUAAGACUUCUAAUAUAUAUCAAUAUCGCAUUAUGCAUUCAAAAAAGACAGUGAUUGAAUAUAAUACAACACUGGACUGAACAUUUUGAGAUCACUCUAUGAAAUAAAAAAUAAAAUAUUU
This is a messenger RNA of Bombina bombina (fire-bellied toad), 1123 nucleotides long. RefSeq names its product NADH:ubiquinone oxidoreductase complex assembly factor 1 (gene NDUFAF1). The transcript is spliced from 4 exons. Gene Ontology annotation, biological process: mitochondrial respiratory chain complex I assembly; mitochondrial electron transport, NADH to ubiquinone. The record is from RefSeq and is a predicted model, not a curated record. Lineage: Eukaryota; Metazoa; Chordata; Amphibia; Anura; Bombinatoridae. Gene Ontology annotation, cellular component: mitochondrion. Bases 63 to 971 code for a protein of 302 amino acids.